This is a messenger RNA of Parastagonospora nodorum SN15, 708 nucleotides long. RefSeq lists its product as hypothetical. Lineage: Eukaryota; Fungi; Ascomycota; Dothideomycetes; Pleosporales; Phaeosphaeriaceae. The coding region runs from base 1 to 708 and encodes 235 amino acids. The transcript has a single exon. The record is from RefSeq and is a predicted model, not a curated record.
AUGCCGUCCUCACCAACCCCCUUCCCCCUCUACCUCCUCCCCUCCCUGCCCUUCCGCAGGCGUUCCUCAACCUCAACAACCAGCACAUCCCCCACCUCCUCGCCUUCAUCCUCACCCCCACAGCCCUCCUUCCUCACCACCAGCACCCCGACCUCCCACCUCCACUGCAACAAAUGCCUAACGCACCUACUCCCCGUCACGCACAUCAUAUCCAAAGGCUUCACCGGUCGGCACGGGCGCGCAUAUCUCGUCGCCCCUCCUCCACCGCCAUCGAGUUUACGAGACGGCAUCGGGAGUUUUCUCGGUGUCGGCGGCUGGGGCAGCGGAUGGCCCAAAGGAACCAUACCCAACACGCACACACACAAACCCGUAUCGCGCCAACUCUCGACUGGUGCACACACGGUCGCGGACAUUUCGUGCGUCCAGUGCGGCACGGUGCUCGGGUGGAAGUAUGUGGAUGCGGUGGAGGAGGGGCAGAAAUACAAGGUUGGGAAGUUUAUUUUGGAGACGGGGAGGGUUGUUAGAGGGGUAGAGUGGGAGGAGAGGAGGUAUGGGGAAGAGGAAGGGGUUGGCAGUGAGGAGAGUGGUGAGGGGGAUGAGAUACAGUUUGAUAGUCAGGAUGAAGACGAGUGCGAGGAUUUGUUUAGUGGGAUUUGGAGCCGGGAGUUGGCGGUGGGGAGGAGGAGGAAGAGGAGGUUGGGGCGGUGA